AUGUGUGGAGUGAGUGACAAGGCCUUCAGAAUGAUACAGGAGCUACUGGGGGAUGCCUUUGAGCAUGCAAAGAUUCUGGCUUCACUGAACGAUGCCAAGAGGAUCAUAAGAAAGCUCAGCAAUGCGUACAAGAAGAUAGAUGCUUGUCCAAAUGACUGCAUGUUAUAUCAGGGCAGCGAUCAAGAACUGUCUAGGAUCAACGUGGUUGUUAAGAAGAAUAGGAAGCCACAGGCGGCGAAAGUUCUUCGUUACUUUCCCCUUAUUCCACGACUGCAGCGGAUGUUCAUGUCCAGUAAGACAUCCGUUGACAUGUUGUGGCACAAGAAAGGUCCUAACUUAGACAGUUUUUUAAGGCAUCAAAGGGACGGUGAGGCAUGGAAGGUAUUUGACAGAAGAUAUACAGUCUUCAGUAGCGAUCCGCGCAGCGUUUGCUUAGCCUUAGCUAGCGAUGGCUUUAAUCCCUUCGGAAAUCUCAGCUCAAGGUACUCGAUCUGGCCCGUGAUUCUUAUCCCGUACAACCUACCUCCAUGGAUUUGUAUGAAACCCAGCUCUUUCUUGCUCUCUAUGAUUAUUCCUGGUCCCAAGAUGUCUGGGAAUGAUAUAGAUGUCUACCUACAGCCCUUGAUAGAUGAGUUGAAGCAGCUGUGGGGUGGUGUCGAGACAUACGACGCUAGCGAGAAAAAAACAUUUAAGAUCUAUGCUGCGUUGAUGUGGACAAUCAACAAUUUUCUAGGAUUGGAUCAUCGGCGCUUUCUGAGUCCAGGCCAUAGAUAUCAGCAGGAUCGGGUUAGAUUUGAUGGCAAGGUAAAGGACAGAAGUCCCCCUAUCAAAUUGUCUGGUGGAGAUAAUUUGAGACAGUUGGAGAAUGUGCAUGUCACGCUUGGCAAGGUGCAAAUGGUUACUGAGAAGAAUGUGUACGACAACAUGAUCUACACGAUACUGAACGAUAGUGGUAAAUCCAAUGACCACCUCAAAGUUCGAAAAGACCUCCAGCUGACGAGGAUCAGGCAUGAUCUCUGGCCACGGGUAGAUGAAAAGUAUCUCACUGCAAUCUUUUCCAUGUUGAAUUCACAGAAGGACGUCUUUUUUAAGACUUUAAAGAACGUGGUCUUUCCAGAUGGUCACUCGAGCAACAUUUCUCGCUGUGUUGACUUACAUCAGCAAAAGCUAUCUGGCUUGAAAAGUCAUGAUAAUCACACUCUAAAGGAUUAUCUUCUGCCAAUUGCAUCAAGAAAUGUAUUGCCUGCCCCAGUGUCAGUCGUCCUGGCUGAUUUCUCAACUUUCUUUCGACGACUAUGCAGUAAAUCUAUAGACCCUCAACAACUUCCUCUCCUUCAGGAACAUGUGGUCCUCACUCUUUGUCGCAUGGAGAUAAUUUUUCCACCAUCUUUCUUUACAGUCAUGGUACACCUAACCUUGCAUCUGGUUGAAGAGUACGUGCGUAAUACGGCAGCACCGGAAGGAUCAAUUGCCGAGGGCUACUUAUCUGAUGAGAUUCUCACUUUUUGUUCAAGAUACUUGGAUAAUGUUGAGAGCAAGAUAAAUAUACCAGUGCAUGUUGAUGAUCGACUGAGCAAAGAUGUGACUAAAAACGUGACAAGCAUGUUCCCACUGAUUGGCAAGGUGGUAGGGGCUGCGGCAUUUUUUAAUCUUUCACCAAUUGAGAGACUUCAAGCACAUCGUCACAUACCAUUGGGAAGUACUAUUCACUCGAGAGAAUCGCAGUGGCUCGUAUGUGACCCCAAUAUUCAGGCAAGGCGCUUUAAGACUUAUGCAAGUGCUCGUGACAAUAAUGUUGUUGUUGGUGGCGUGUCGUAUUAUGGAAGAUUGGUAGAUAUCAUUGAGCUGAAUUACAGUGGUCAAUUUACCGUGGCCUUGUUUAGGUGCCUCUGGGUAGACACCACGUCUGAUGACGAGCCGUACAUUCUUGCAUCCGAGGUUCGCCUUGUAUACUAUGUGGAUGAUGAAGUUGAUGAGGACUGGAGUGUGGUAGUCCAUGCGAAGCCGAGAGAUUUGUUUGACAUGGGUAAAUACAAUGAACACUGUCUUUCGUUGACAAGGGAUGGCAACUUAGAAGAAUCCCUGACUGACGCCAUCAAUACUGGAGAAGAGGCUGCUGAUUUAUAG
This is a messenger RNA of Arachis stenosperma, 2127 nucleotides long. RefSeq lists its product as uncharacterized. Lineage: Eukaryota; Viridiplantae; Streptophyta; Magnoliopsida; Fabales; Fabaceae. Bases 1 to 2127 code for a protein of 708 amino acids. The record is from RefSeq and is a predicted model, not a curated record. The transcript has 9 exons.